CGUGGGUUUAUAUAUCUCCCUUUCUUCUCAUAGAUACUUUAUUUCGCUUAUUGUUUAACGUUUAAAAACAGUUUUAUCGACUCCAUUCCUUAUUAACAUCUACGAACUGAUCACAUAAGUGUAUUUAAGUAUUUUAGAAAUGAAUCAAGAACGGUUGAGUAAACUUACGUCGCAGGUGCGAAUAGGAGGAAAGGGUUCAGCACGCAGAAAGAAGAAGGUGGUACACAGAACGGCGACGACCGAUGACAAGAAGUUGCAGAGUUCAUUGAAGAAAUUGGCAGUAAACAAUAUACCUGGUAUAGAAGAGGUAAACAUGAUCAAAGACGAUGGCACCGUUAUCCACUUUAACAACCCGAAGGUUCAGGCAUCACUCGCUGCCAACACCUUUGCAAUCACUGGUCACGCGGAAAGCAAACAGAUCACAGAGAUGCUUCCAGGCAUACUGAACCAGCUUGGGGCAGAGAGCCUCACCAGUCUAAAGCGACUAAGUGCAAAUGUACAGUCCAGUGCAGGUGCGGGCGCGCAGGCCCCGGUGGCAACAGAUGGUAUCGAUGAUGACGACGAUGAUGUACCCGAUUUGGUUGAGAACUUUGAUGAACCAUCAAAAACUGAAGGCGUUUAGUUAGAAAGUGACAUUAACACAUGGCUUGUGAGUGUCCCAGAGUGGACCAGAAGCGUGAGGAUCAUUUUUUGUAUAAAACCAUCGUUCUGCUUGUAGUUAAAAGCGCUUUCAAAACUAUCUACCUUCUCAGAAAUAUUUUGAUGCAUGCAGAGUUUGCGAGCGAGAAGACAAACAAGUUUUCCUACCCCUGUGAAUUUGUUAACCAGGUUUCUGCUUAAGUUGAGCACGCGUGACGAAAGACGUAAUAUAAUGCAACUAGAAUUGUUAUGACAAUGUUAUUAUUGGUGCUGAGCUACUUGCAACUAUGUUCACAAGUUCACAGGGGUGUUGAAACAAACCCAAAAACAUGCGACAGAAGUGCGAGCGCACGUUGCUGCAUUCUUAUCGACAGUAGUAACGCUGGGUAGAAAUGUUUAGAACAUGGUUGUCAAGAGUACUCACUGAGGGUGCCUUUGUGCUAGCGUGAAAAUGAGCUGAGCCAAAUAAGUUUAUUGCUCUCCAGUGGGCAGCAUUUAAUGAAAUAUUUUGAAAGUAACAAAACAGAGUAAGCUUGGGUUUACACGUGUGUGUGUAAUAAAAUACGUACGUUUCAAAUUUCAUUUUCCUGUCUAUUUUAUUAUUGUUUGAGAAAUUGUUGAUUCUCGUAAGCAGACGGAUAGUUUUUUUUCAAAUAAUCGAAUUCAAAGUAUUUGCUUUGUAAUUUAAUACUGUUUUGCAUACUGUUAUACCAUAUAAUCUUGAUUCUUAAUUAGCUAUAAUCCAGUCAGUAGAUUUUUCUGGUUUUUCCACGUGUAAAGAUGAAACGGCUGUGUAGUUUAUGCAUAAAUUUGUCGCAUUCUUGUAGAAGUGAGAUCAUUUGGAACAAUGUUCACGUUGGGCAUUUUUUGAAUGGUGUAUCACUUUGCUAAUACACGUGUAACUGCAUCGCACUAAAUGAUAAUUCCAUUGAAAUUUAUGCAGCAAUUAUGCAAAUGACAAUGAUUGUGCAGUCAAUGCGUUAUUUGCUGUUUUGUUUAGUAUGCAAGUAUCAGUACACUGUUUUACUGCUAUGACAUUCAAAGCAACAAGUUAUUUUUAGCUUGUGCUUUAUUUUCCCUUAAUUACAGCUUGUGACACGCAGAAAUAAUUUGAGCAGACCUUAAAAUAUAUAAUAAUAAUAAAAUGUUCUGUUGCACAACUAUAAA
Molecule: messenger RNA, 1806 nt
Organism: Priapulus caudatus
Lineage: Eukaryota; Metazoa; Priapulida; Priapulimorpha; Priapulimorphida; Priapulidae
Product: transcription factor BTF3 homolog 4-like
Exons: 7
Coding region: 140-622 (160 amino acids)
Cellular component (GO): cytosol; nascent polypeptide-associated complex
Source: RefSeq, a predicted model, not a curated record